Molecule: messenger RNA, 2992 nt
Organism: Brassica oleracea var. oleracea
Lineage: Eukaryota; Viridiplantae; Streptophyta; Magnoliopsida; Brassicales; Brassicaceae
Product: ethylene receptor 2
Exons: 3
Coding region: 555-2897 (780 amino acids)
Biological process (GO): phosphorelay signal transduction system; response to ethylene
Cellular component (GO): endoplasmic reticulum; endoplasmic reticulum membrane
Molecular function (GO): ethylene binding; protein binding; phosphorelay sensor kinase activity
Source: RefSeq, a predicted model, not a curated record
UGUAUUAUAAAUUACACUUUCCUUUUUAUUCUCCAAUGGCGGCUUAAGGCAUAAAACUCCGUCACUAAUCUCAGAACCUGAGUGUCUACAAAUCACAGAACACGGAAACAAUUCAUAGAGGUCUAAAACUCGCUAAGCAUCUGAGCUGAAGACUUGAGAACAUCGUUCAAGUACUUAUCUUCUUUGCAUGUUCUCUCUCCGGCUUAUAUAUAUAUAUAUAUAUAUAUAUAUAUAUAUAUGUGUAUAACAUAUAUGUACAUGUACGUGCACCACGUUUUUAUAUAGGUUUCAGAUUUGUCGCUAUCUCUCUCUCCUCUUUUUAAGAUUCUUUUUCUAGAUUUGUUCUCUCUCUCUCUCUCUCUCUUUUCUUUUCCGGUCCCGUCGUUUUCGUUCAUCGGAAUGCCACCGAGUAAUCGAAGAGUAUCACACGUUGCUGCGCUGGAGUUUUAUAAGUUCGAUCAGAUCUGAGAACGGAAGACAGUUUGGUCUUAAUAAAAUCACGUCUUUCAGUUAUAGAGAUUCAUGGGUUUAAGCAUUUUCAUGGGAAGAAGAAGAUGAUGGUGAGAGAAGUAGCUUCUGGGUUAUUGAUACUAUUCUCGAUACUGAUCUGGGUUUCUCCGGCGGCGGCUGGAAACGGCGGCGGGUGUAACUGCGAAGACGAAGGAGUAAGCUUCUGGAGCACAGAGAACAUCCUUGAGACGCAACGAGUAAGUGACUUCUUGAUUGCAGUCGCUUACUUCUCAAUCCCGAUCGAGUUACUCUACUUCGUGAGCUGCUCCAACGUUCCAUUCAAAUGGGUCCUCUUCGAGUUCAUCGCCUUCAUUGUCCUCUGCGGUAUGACUCAUCUCCUCCACGGUUGGACUUACGGUCCCCACCCUUUCAAGCUCAUGGUGGCGUUGACCGUUUUCAAGAUGUUGACCGCUCUCGUCUCCUGCGCCACUGCGAUCACCCUCAUCACUCUCAUCCCUCUCCUUCUGAAAGUUAAAGUUCGAGAGUUUAUGCUCAAGAAGAAGGCUCAUGAGCUUGGACGUGAAGUUGGUCUCAUUAUGAUUCAGAAAGAGACCGGCGUUCACGUCCGUAUGCUUACUCAAGAGAUACGCAAGUCCUUGGACCGUCACACGAUUCUUUACACUACUUUGGUUGAGCUUUCGAAGACCUUGGCGCUGCAGAACUGCGCGGUGUGGAUGGAGAAUGAAGGUAAGAGUGAGAUGAAUCUGACUCAUGAGCUUAGAGGGAGCUCAGGGAGGAGUGGUUAUGGCUACUCUGUUUCUAUGCAUGAUGUGGACGUUGUUAGGGUUAGAGAAAGCAAUGAUGUGAAUAUACUAAGCGUUGACUCGUUGAUAGCUCGAGCUAGCGGCGGAGAUGUUAGUGAGAUUGGACCGGUGGCUGCCAUUAGAAUGCCGAUGCUUCGCGUGUCGGAUUUUAAAGGAGGGACGCCUGAGUUGAUUCAGACAUGUUACGCCAUACUCGUCUGCGUGUUACCUAGCGGACAGCCUCGGGACUGGAGUUAUCAGGAGAUUGAGAUUGUUAAGGUCGUGGCUGAUCAAGUAGCCGUUGCGUUGUCUCACGCAGCGGUUCUUGAGGAGUCUCAGAUGAUGAGGGACAAGCUCGCGGACCAGAACAGGGCCUUGCAGAUCGCGAAGAGGGACGCGAUGAGGGCGAGCCAGGCGAGGAAUGUGUUGCAAAAAGCGAUGAGCGAAGGGAUGAGACGUCCGAUGCAUUCUAUACUUGGUCUUUUGUCGAUGAUACAGGACGAGAAGUUGAGUAAUGAGCAGAAGAUGAUUGUUGAUACGAUGGUGAAGACCGGGAAUGUUAUGUCGAAUUUGGUCGGGGACGCGAUGGAUGUUUCUGACGGUAGAUUUGUCACGGAGAUGAAGCCGUUUAGUCUGCAUCGUACGGUCCGUGAAGCGGCUUGCUUGGCGAGGUGUUUGUGUCUUUACAAUGGGUUUCGGUUUACGGUUGAUGCGGAAAUGUCUCUGCCUGAUAAUGUAGUGGGAGAUGAAAGAAGAGUGUUUCAGGUGAUACUUCAUAUGGUUGGUAGUUUAGUAAAGCCUAGAAAGUGUAGAGAAGGAUCCUUGUCGUCGUCGGUGAUCUUUAAGGUUUUUAAAGAAAGAGGAAGCUUGGAUAGGAGUGAUCAAAGAUGGGCUGCAUGGAGAUCACCUACUUGUUCGGCGGAUGGAGAUGUGUACAUAAGAUUCGAAAUGAGUGUUGAGAAUGAUGGUUCAGGCUCUCAAUCAUUUGCUUCUGUUUCGUCAAGAGAUCAAGAAGUUGGCGAAGUGAGAUUAUCUGGCUAUGGGUUAGGACAAGAUCUAAGCUUUGAUGUUUGUAAGAAAGUGGUGCAGUUAAUUCAAGGGAACAUCUCGGUGGUCCCUGGCUCGGACGGCUCGCCGGAAACCAUGUCACUGCUCCUCAGGUUUCGACGCCGGCCGUCCAUAUCAGUCCAUGGAACAGGGGAAGCACCGGCUCCAGACCACCACCUUCACCCUCAUUCUGAUUCUCUGUUACGUGGCUUGCAAGUUUUAUUAGUAGACACCAACGAUUCAAACCGGGCGGUUACGCGUAAACUUUUAGAAAAACUUGGCUGCAUUGUAACCGCGGUAUCAUCUGGAUUCGAUUGCCUCACUGCCAUUGCACCUAGCUCUUCCUCAUCUUCCUCAACGUUCCAAGUGGUGGUGCUUGAUCUACAAAUGGCAGAGAUGGAUGGCUAUGAAGUGGCCAUGAGGAUCAGGAGCCGAUCUUGGCCGUUGAUGGUGGCAAUGACCGUGAGCUUGGACGAAGAAAUGUGGGACAAGUGUAUGCAGAUUGGGAUCAAUGGAGUUGUAAGAAAGCCGGUGAUGUUAAGAGCUAUGGAGAGUGAGCUCCGGAGAAUAUUGUUGCAAGCUGACCAACUUCUCUAGUUGAUCUAAACUUGUCAUCUACAUUCAAAUUUUUACAACAUUGUUUUUACACCAUAUAUUAAAUGAAAUAUCAAAAGAAAGUUUCCAAAUUGUUA